AGCACGCUCGUCAGUGGUCAACAAACGCCCAAUCAGUAGAACAGGAGUUAGUGCGUCCCAUCCAGCUGGAGCGACCAGCAGCUGUUCUACAUCGUACCCAUUUCAUUUGUUUCCAAAGUCCCCCACGAUGAGAACUGCAGGAAACACGGGCAGCAACGUCGUCAUGGAUUCCGCAUCUUUGAUCACGAGUAAUCCAACUUUUUCAGCCGACUUGGUGAACGCACUGUGUCCCCCGAACAACGUAUCUGCUGUGAGGACCCAUCUUACUGCGGCAAUACUGCCAUACCUGGCCAAAUUGAGUAGCACUGUACAAACGCCUAUCGCUGGGAAGAGUAUGACCUCACCAUCAACAACGAGCACAGAAUUUCCAGUGAUCCCGCUUCCGCUCGGCACAAGGUUACUGGACUCAUCGCCCAAACUCAGGAUUAACGACUCCAAUCGAAUUCUCCAGGAUGCACAGAACACCGCAAAGCAGCCCUCGGAAACGUAUGUUCCACCCCCGAGGGCAAUGCCACUCUACUGUGAUGGCUGCAAACAGUAUUUUGCCUCGGAUAUUUUAUACACUUGUCAUUUGAAAAUGAGUUCACAUUUAGUGAAUUUCACCGAGAGCCAUCACUUGAAAACCAAUGGGAAAGUCCGUUGGUCUCUUGAUGACAACAUCCACACGGGAUGUCCUUUCGCACUGUCCUCAGCAGUGAGCCAACUCGGUCUGGUGCUCGCGGCUCCAUUAUUUACUGUGGACGGCGUCCAGUAUGUACCCGUGAACCCUAAAUGUGGUCUUCUAUUAAGUAACCAUAUGCAAAACGACGACCACGUGUCGCCGGAUCAAUGGGUUUCUGCGAGUGGCCAGGAUACGCACGAAGAGGAUGUCACACAACGAUCUAUGUCGGCAGCAACAGUGACAACGGUAACGACUUCCAUCACCCCAAGUAGUGUUUCUAGUCACAACGUGUUAAGUGCGCUAGAUCUAUCUUGUCCGCUAAUCUCAUCGGACUCGAGUGUGACAAUGCUGCCAAUUCAGCGGCUGUUCGACGAGAGGGUCGCAGUGAAUAAUUGCCAAGCAGUUAUAGAGCAAAGUACAGAUUCGUCUAACAAGUAUAUGUCACCAACAGGUACGAACGAUUCAGUUGCCACAAAUGCUGCAAAUAAACAAAAUUUAGGCCACAUAAGUCCCGAGAUGCUACAACUUGUCGCAACCCUGCUAUCCAGCAUGGUGAUUCCAACCGGCACGAACCGCUCACCACCCAAGUAUGUUCCACAAGCAAAAACUGAUCAUCCAAUGACUCCAGAACCCUCCAUUUCCACUGUACCAUUCAAUCUACCUCAGUUUAUUGCUCAACUCUAUCUCAACAGUAUCCCGUGCAACAGUCAAAAUUUAAUGAACCUACCGGGAAGUUUUGACAGUGGUGCGAACUCCGCCAUUUCCUCAUCUACCAACGAUAUGUCAUCCGCUGUGGACAGUGUACAGCCUUCCGCACCAUAUCAUCAACCCCAGCUACUGCCGGCUCAAUCAAGUCUGGCUCACGCCUCCGCUCUAACUGAACUAGUACCAGCAAUUACUGUUUUCAAUUCUGUGUACCAAGGUGAAUUAUGCGAUGCCCUCGGUUACAUGGAAAGUAACGCACAUACAACCUCCGCACUACUACCAAAGAAUUUUGCUCCAUCCGGGGUCGAGUGUUCAAUUAGUCCGGCGCAAUCUCCACAACCUGAAAGCACACCACACCGGCCUUACUUGUGCACUUAUUGUCAGACUCGAUUCCUGGCGUACUCAACAUUUCAAGCACAUCAACAAUCUUAUUGUCAGGCUCGCAGAGACGCUAUUCGUAAUCCGAUUACGGCACCAACCAGCUCAGCAUCGACCAUGGCGAUGACAGCAAAUGCUGUGGCGGUUAGCGCUAACCAACCAUCUGGUUUGGGAAACUCCAGUGGACCUGCGAAGCGGCGUCGUACCCAACCAAUCAGUCCACAUGCAUUGAUUGAGACCCAACCAUCCACGAAGGCAUCUGACAGUCGACUGAGCUUUUCGUCAUCUAACGUGUCUUCCGCGUCGGGCAGUGGAGAUGAAGGAGAUAUGAGACGAGCCAAAGAGGUCAUCGCGUCCAACAAGACGGAAACCCUGAAACCAACAUCAAAAAUGCCUUCAGAAAACGCCAAUGCAGAGAACAUUAACUUGGCGACCGUAUGGGAGCAGUGUGGGAGUGUGGAACUCCGCUGUGCCGCUUGCGGAUACGUGGGGCAAACAUCAAGGGGAAUGAAGAUGCACAAGCGAUUGCAUGAGUGCAAGGGCGUCGCAACUAGGGAGGCAAAACAAUCUGGAAAGAAACGUGACCGAGAAUCCACCAACGAUGAUUCCGUACAUUUCAGAGUCGACCGAUCACGGGAGAAGCAUAGCGAGAGAGGAUUUCUCAUGCGAGUACCGGAAGAACCAGUGAAAUCAGAAUCCGUGUGAAACGCCCCAAAUCUCCGUGUGCGCCACACUUAAACUUUGUGAUAUACGACAUCAAGUUCCGGUUCAAACAGCCGGAUAGCCUUUGGAUGUUCCAGCAAGAUCCAAACUUAUCCGUCAACAAGCUCAUUUUUAGCUCUGCCCACUACAUGUACAUAUGCUGAACUUCUCUAUCUUCCCAAUUUGAACUGGUAGUCAACAGUUCAAAAUAAAACGAAUCAUUUCAAACCAUAGCAACACAUUGUUUUGGGGUAAAUAUGAGCAAGAAGAGAGUAUACAAUAAGGGGCACAUUACGUCAGAAGUAGGAGGAAUGGUAUAUUGCACAGAGGAAGAAACUGCUCAGU
Dicrocoelium dendriticum is the source of this 2791-nucleotide messenger RNA. NCBI's taxonomy places the organism in Eukaryota, Metazoa, Platyhelminthes, Trematoda, Plagiorchiida, Dicrocoeliidae. The record is from the annotation of a GenBank genome assembly.